Molecule: messenger RNA, 741 nt
Organism: Colletotrichum acutatum
Lineage: Eukaryota; Fungi; Ascomycota; Sordariomycetes; Glomerellales; Glomerellaceae
Exons: 2
Source: RefSeq, a predicted model, not a curated record
GCCAUUACCAGAGGUUUGCGGAGGCCCAUCACAGCAACUUUCGGCUUCUCAAACAUUGAGAAUGUUUGCGAGAGAGGAAAUGACUUAUGAUCAAUGCUGUAACAUGCUGCAGCUAUCACAAUCAUGCAACAACUGCGGGGCGUAUACGUCCUAAUCUUACUCGCAUGCGUUACUCUCAGCGUGACCGCCAUGACCAUGCUAUUAAAAGCGCCUCCGGCAAACACAUCGAUAACGGCUGCAUUCGCAGGCUUCUUUCUCUCUUCAUCUGCGAUCACAACGCCCUUCAUCUUAAUCAUCAGUUAUGCUCUCAUUCGCAUCUGAUGGCUCUGGCAAUUUCCCUAGCUCUAGUCGAAUCAUUGCAUGGAUCCCGGUUUUUCUCCUAGAUUGUGCGUUCGUUCAGCUGAUUGUCGGAGCGGCUUUGUUUUCUACGGAAACACAAGCGUGGCAUUUUGCCGCUAUCGUCUGUCUGUGGGCUGGGUUGUUAUUCAUGGCGACCGUGGGUACAGCUGAAUGGAUUGCCGUGGAAACCAGAUCGUUCAACAUUCCCAGCCAUUCAAUGAUUGAGCGCAUCGAUACAGAUCUUUCUGUACGCAACUUUAGUUGCGGAAAGUGGCACCCGCGUCAUACAAGGUGUCAUGCGUUAUCCCUUUGUGACUCACACGGGCUUUCGGGAAGCAAGAAUAUCAACAAAGAUGGAGAAUGUGUAGAUAAUCAUGCGAGUGCUGACUAGCUAAGCCGGGA